AUGAGACUUGCUCAAGUUCUAACUCUUUUAUUGUUCAUUAGAUUAACUCUGGUUCAUGGAGCCAGUAGCAACGCCAAGCAUUAUAUUGUAUACAUGGGGGAACAUUCUCAUCCCAACUCGGAAUCUGUUAUCAGUGCUAAUCAUGAAAUGCUUGCUUCAGUUACUGGAAGUUUGGAAGUAGCAAAGGAAGCUGCACUUCACCAUUACAGUAAAAGCUUUAGAGGCUUCUCAGCCAUGCUCACACCAGAACAAGCUAAAAGAGUUGCAGAGAGCGAUGGGGUUGUUUCUGUGUUCGAAAGCAGGACAAGUAAGAUCCAUACAACACGUACAUGGAAUUUUCUAGGAAUAGAUUCCAUUCAACAAUAUAAGCAGCUUCAAAUGGACUCAUCCUCCAAUGUUAUUGUUGGUGUCAUUGAUAGUGGAAUUUGGCCUGAAUCAGAGAGCUUUAGUGAUCAAGGAUUCGGUCCUGUGCCUGACAAGUUCAAGGGAGAAUGUGUAACUGGAGAACAGUUUGCAUUGUCUAACUGCAAUAGGAAAAUUAUAGGUGCAAGGUACUAUUUCAAAGGGUUUGAAGCAGAAUAUGGGUCUCUUGAGUCUCAAGGAGGCACUUUCUUCCGGUCAGCUCGAGACAGUGAUGGUCAUGGAACCCACACUGCAUCAACCAUUGCUGGAUCGGUUGUAGCAAAUGUCAGCUUACUUGGCAUGGCUGGGGGCACUGCAAGAGGUGGUGCUCCCAGUGCCAGGCUUGCAAUCUAUAAAGCUUGUUGGUUUGGCCUUUGUAGCGAUGCUGAUGUUCUCUUGGCAAUGGACGAUGCUAUUAGUGAUGGUGCCGAUAUCCUCUCUCUUUCCCUCGGCCCUGAUCCACCGCAAUCUAUAUACUUUGAAGAUGCCAUCUCCAUUGGAUCUUUCCAUGCUUUCCAAAAAGGAAUUCUAGUUUCCUGCUCAGCUGGAAAUUCAUUUUUUCCAGGCACUGCAAGUAAUGUUGCUCCUUGGAUCCUCACAGUUGCUGCAAGUUCUGUGGACAGGAUCUUCAACUCUAACAUAUAUCUUGGCAAUUCAAGAAUUUUGAAGGGUUUCUCUUUAAACCCUCUGAAAAUGGAAACCUCAUAUUGUUUGAUAGCUGGUAGUGCAGCAGCUGCCAAAGGAGUUCCACCAUCCAAUGCUAGCUUUUGCAAGAACAAUACUCUAGAUGCUACUUUAAUCAAGGGGAAGAUUGUGGUGUGCACAAUUGAGACAUUAACUGAUAACCGAAGAGAGAAAAGCAUAUUUAUCAGACAAGGUGGCGGAGUUGGUAUGAUACUUAUUGAUCCAUUGGCGAAAGACAUUGGUUUCCAGUUUGUGGUCCCAGGUACUGUAAUUGGUCAAGAAGAAGCAGUACUGCUACAAAAAUAUAUGGAAACUGAAAAGAAUCCAGUAGCCAAAAUCUACCCAACAAUAACGGUUCUAAACACUAAACCUGCACCAGCAGUUGCUGGAUUUUCUUCCAUGGGACCAAACAUUGUAACUCCAGAGAUCAUUAAACCGGAUAUUACAGGACCUGGACUGAACAUUCUGGCAGCAUGGUCUCCAGUAGCAAUUGAAGCCACUGCUGAACGUUCUGUCAAUUAUAACAUUGUCUCUGGAACUUCAAUGUCUUGUCCUCAUAUAUCUGCGGUUGCUGCAAUUAUAAAAUCUAUCAAACCUUCAUGGAGUCCAGCAGCCAUAAAGUCUGCAAUAAUGACAACAGCUACUGCCCUUGAUAACACCAAACACCUGAUUGGAAGACAACCUUUUGGCAAUGAGACUACGCCUUUUGACUAUGGAUCUGGACACAUAAACCCAACAGCAGCACUUGAACCUGGUCUAAUUUAUGACCUUGAUUCAACUGAUAUCAUCAAUUUCCUUUGCAGUAUAGGUGCAAGCCCUGCACAACUGAAAAACCUCACUGGCCAACUAACUUACUGCCAAAAUCCUCCUAUACCAUCCUAUAAUUUAAACUAUCCUUCAAUUGGUGUGUCCAACAUGAAUGGAAGUUUAUCUGUUUAUCGAACAGUUACAUAUUACGGAAAAGACCCGACGGUUUAUUAUGCAUAUGUAGACCAUCCAGUUGGUGUUAAAGUUAAGGUUACACCUUCAAAACUUUGCUUUACAAAGACUGGAGAGAAGAUGAGCUUCAAGGUUGAUUUCAUCCCCUACAUGAACAGUAGUGGAAGCUUUGUCUUUGGGGCUUUGACAUGGAGCAAUGGCAUUCACAAAGUUAGAAGUCCUAUUGGUCUCAAUGUGCUCUCUGUUUAGGGAGAAACUAUUUACUGCAUCUUUGAAUUUGAGUUCAUGUAAGUUCAAUUUCCUCAUGGACUAUCCUGUUCAAAGCCUUUAUGUGUA
Molecule: messenger RNA, 2361 nt
Organism: Gossypium raimondii (Peruvian cotton)
Lineage: Eukaryota; Viridiplantae; Streptophyta; Magnoliopsida; Malvales; Malvaceae
Product: subtilisin-like serine-protease S
Exons: 11
Coding region: 1-2274 (757 amino acids)
Biological process (GO): proteolysis
Molecular function (GO): serine-type endopeptidase activity
Source: RefSeq, a predicted model, not a curated record